Rhipicephalus sanguineus (brown dog tick) is the source of this 1714-nucleotide messenger RNA. RefSeq lists its product as uncharacterized. Bases 143 to 850 code for a protein of 235 amino acids. The transcript has 9 exons. Lineage: Eukaryota; Metazoa; Arthropoda; Arachnida; Ixodida; Ixodidae. The record is from RefSeq and is a predicted model, not a curated record.
UGACAUACACGAGUCGAUCAGAAAGACUUAUGCAAGCUUUUCCUAAAGGCCACAUACUCUGUGGAACAUUUGCGUCAUCUGCGCACUUACAAAUAUUGAAGUAAGAAACUGAUGCCCGUGUGGAACGAUUACCACCGAGAGGAUGAUUGUCAAGGCCGCUGCACUGUCGAGCUUCGCGCUGGCCUUAAUGUUCACCUCAGCUUAUGCACAAGGCCAGUGCACCAACACCCAACUGCCCAACGUACUUGCGCUGGGAACGUGCCUCGGCCUGACACCCGAUUACUGCUCGGACAGACCUGAAAAUGCUACGCUGGAAGUUAUCAGAAUAUUCACGUGUGUAUUCAGAAUGAUGCCUCAAAUGACAGGACCAAUAAGAACUCUGUUCUACCUUCGAGCUGUCAUCACUGCAGUGCUGUCCAGGGUACAAUCAGAUCAGAACCUUGUCGCUGUAGCCAACAUGAUGUGCAAUCCGUUCGGGCUGCCCUUAUUUCAAUGCGAGGACGGGUUUCCCGACACAAUAACCUGCGGGCCACCCAUAAACAUCAGCCUGCCCACUUCCUUCGGAAUUAGUGACUGCGUCAAUUCAUCGCGCUUGGUCUGCUUGCAAGGUGAAACGCUCAGGAAUGAGACUAUGACCGAGCUGAUUGACUUUCUUGUGUGCCUCCUGAGUCGAUCACCUGGUGAAGGCGACACGCUUGCCGGACGGCUGGCAUGCACACUCGCCCAACUGGUCCAGUUCUCGGCGCAGCAGUUUGCCGCCUCAUUUCCUCUUCCGCUACUGGCCGCCGGAAUGCAGAUGUCUGCCAACCGACUCAGCACUGAGCUCGCGAUGCAGGCUCGCUGCUACUAACACCGGCGACAGCAAACAGCACCUCCGAAAUCCAAUAAGACCUUAUUGAAAUUUUUGUAUGGCAGUGGUCUAAUGGAUAGGUUAUUGUACUUCCACACCACACCUUCCUUUUUUGUCUGUUUUUGGGUGGCUGCUCUUUUCUCCACUCUUCUUUGCAUACUUACUUCCCAAUCCCCUUAAUGUAGGUUAGCAAACCAGAUGUUAUAGUUCUGGUUGAACACCGUCAUUUCCUGAUUUUUCUCUCUUCCCUCUCCUAUAUGCUUAUCACAGUCCGGUGACUAUGGCGGAGUGCUUCCGCCGACGAAAUUUGGAGUUCAGUUUCAAUCAAUUCAAUUUAUCUCUACACUUCGUACCUCAGAAACACAGGUAGAAGGGAUAAGAGGUUUUGUCAGUCGUCAGCACGACGACGAUUACACUAAGGUUACAUUAAAAUGACAGCUCGACAGUGGUUGCUACCAGCGGUUGGUACCAGCCUGUUAGAAAACAUGAAAAACUUUCAAUUCAACAAAGUCCUCAAAUGGCACGCAUAGAAUACGAUAAUUCUAAAAUGCAAAGUAUAUCCGUAGUGAAGCACGAACGAACAAACAAAAAUAUAUGAAAAUGUCGAAGUUUUUGUCAAUCACACCGAGCUCUUUUUAUUUCAAAAUAUAAUUAGGAAAUCGAUCACGAGUUCAGUUUGCUUCAUCUCUAAGGCAUUUAUUCAAGAACUUAAAAAUUUUUAAACAAGGUUGUACGCGGCUAUAGCUAUGAUGUCACAUGUCCCUUAGAAAUCGCAGGAAAGUACUAAAAAGUUGCCUCGUUACAAAAAAUGUACGACCUUCCAUCACAAUGCAUUCAGAUAGAUAGAUAGAUAGAUAGAUAGAU